Drosophila hydei is the source of this 2572-nucleotide messenger RNA. RefSeq names its product cytochrome P450 4g15 (gene Cyp4g15). The coding region runs from base 624 to 2369 and encodes 581 amino acids. Lineage: Eukaryota; Metazoa; Arthropoda; Insecta; Diptera; Drosophilidae. The record is from RefSeq and is a predicted model, not a curated record. Gene Ontology annotation, molecular function: iron ion binding; oxidoreductase activity, acting on paired donors, with incorporation or reduction of molecular oxygen; heme binding. The transcript is spliced from 5 exons.
CAGCCACUAGUCACAGCGCGGAGCGUGGAGCGUGCAACGUCGGGCGACCAUUUCCCAUUCCAUUUCAUUUCAAUAAUUUUAUAUCUUUUUUUUUGUGAUUUUGUCUCUGUGUACGUUUUCUGCUUUAAAUAAUAAUAGUAUUAUUAUUACUAUUAUUAUUAUUGCUGCUACUAUUAUUUUGUGCUGCUGCCGAAGCGCAUCGCUCGACGCUUGCCAGGCAAUUGUAUCAGUAUCGCGGCGGACAGGCAGCGACGAGCAUCCGCAGCAUCCGGAACAAAACAAGAGAUAAAUAAAUAACGAAAAAAAGCGAAGCAAAAACCAAAAAAAGCAAAAAAAAGUAUCGCGAGGCGCGCAUUAAAAAAUGUUUUGAGCUCAACGCUUCGAGUUCGUCUCCGUUUACCGUGGCAUCCGCCUACGCAAGUUGCCAACGCUCCGAGCUCUGUGUGCCCGUUGUGGCGUCUCGCAUCCCGGGUGUGCGUGUGUGUGUGUGUGCGUGUGUCUGAGUCUGAGUCUGAGUCUGAGUCUGAGUCCGUGUCCAUACACUUCUUUUGAUUUUUUUAUAUAUUUUUUUGCGUUUGCCUGUGUCGACUAGUUGGCUAGUUGUGAGUGUGUGCCCCACCUCAAUGGAGGUGCUGAAAAAAGAUGCCGCUGUGGGCUCGCCCAGCAGCGUCUUCUAUCUGCUGCUGCUGCCCACCUUGGUGCUCUGGUACAUCUAUUGGCGGCUGUCUCGCGCCCAUCUGUACAAACUGGCGGCACGACUGCCGGGACCGCGUGGCCUGCCCAUUGUCGGGCACCUGUUCGAUGUGAUUGGACCCGCUUCGUCUGUUUUCAAAACAGUCAUUCGCAAGAGCACGCCGUUUGAGCACAUUGCCAAAAUGUGGAUCGGGCCCAAGCUGGUGGUCUUCAUCUAUGAUCCGCGCGACGUCGAGCUGCUCCUGAGCAGCCACGUCUACAUUGACAAAGCAUCCGAAUACAAGUUCUUCAAGCCUUGGCUGGGCGAUGGCCUGCUAAUCAGCACAGGUCAAAAAUGGCGGGCUCAUCGCAAACUAAUCGCACCCACAUUCCAUUUGAAUGUCUUAAAGAGUUUCAUUGAAUUGUUUAACGAGAACUCGCGCAAUGUGGUGCGGAAGCUGCGUGCGGAGGAUGGACGCACAUUUGAUUGUCAUGAUUACAUGAGUGAGGCAACUGUGGAGAUUCUAUUGGAGACCGCAAUGGGCGUAUCGAAGAAGACGCAAGACAAGUCCGGCUUUGAGUAUGCCAUGGCCGUGAUGAGGAUGUGCGAUAUACUGCAUGCCCGGCAUCGCAGCAUCUUCUUGCGCAACGAGUUCAUCUUCACGCUGACCCGCUACUACAAGGAGCAGGGACGGCUGCUGAACAUCAUUCACGGCCUCACCACAAAGGUCAUACGCAGCAAGAAGGCGGCCUUCGAGCAGGGCACACGCGGCUCUCUAGCCCAAAGCGAGCUGAAGGCCGCCGCUCUCGAGCAGGAGGAGCGCGAGCUGCGCGAACAGCGAGAGCAACAGCUGUCCCAAGGGGCCCAACCCAAGCAGGAGCAAAGCGCUCCUGUUGCUGGCCUUUCCUACGGCCAGUCGGCGGGACUCAAAGACGACUUGGAUGUGGAGGACAAUGACAUUGGUGAGAAGAAGCGUUUGGCCUUCCUCGAUCUAAUGCUGGAGAGUGCCCAGAAUGGUGCACUCAUUACGGACACCGAGAUCAAAGAGCAAGUGGAUACGAUUAUGUUCGAAGGACAUGACACUACGGCCGCCGGAUCCUCAUUCUUUCUAUCGCUAAUGGGCAUACAUCAGAACAUACAGGAUCGCGUGAUUGCCGAAUUGGAUGGCAUCUUUGGGGACUCGCAGCGACCGGCCACAUUUCAGGAUACGCUGGAAAUGAAGUAUCUGGAACGCUGCCUGAUGGAAACGUUGCGCAUGUUUCCGCCCGUGCCGCUAAUAGCUCGCGAACUCCAAGAGGAUCUACAGCUGAACUCUGGACCCUAUGUCAUACCGCGUGGCGCUACUGUCACCGUGGCUACCAUUCUGUUGCAUCGUAAUGCCAAGGUCUACGCCAAUCCCAAUGUCUUCGAUCCGGACAACUUUCUGCCCGAACGCCAGGCGAAUCGACACUACUACGCCUUUGUGCCCUUCUCAGCAGGACCCCGCAGCUGUGUGGGUCGCAAAUAUGCUAUGCUCAAACUGAAGAUUCUCCUGUCGACCAUAAUGCGCAACUAUCGUGUCUACUCUGACCUCAGCGAAUCGGACUUCAGGCUGCAGGCGGACAUCAUACUGAAGCGGGAGGAGGGCUUUCGUGUCCGCCUACAGCCCCGACAGCCGGGACAGGCGACCACAGCUGGCAGCACGGCAGCAUCAUAAACUUAUGCAUAUAUUUUUUUGCAAGUGAUAGUCCCGGUCUAUACAGUAAUACUACAUACAUACAUACAUAUAAAGCAAGCUAAAAAAAUAUCAAUACACACACACAACACACAAACACACACACACACACAAAACAACUUGUUUAUCGUGGCAAUCUUCAAGCGCUGCAUUUAACAACCCACACACAGACACUCAAACAACAA